Adineta ricciae is the source of this 1500-nucleotide messenger RNA. NCBI's taxonomy places the organism in Eukaryota, Metazoa, Rotifera, Eurotatoria, Adinetida, Adinetidae. The record is from the annotation of a GenBank genome assembly.
AUGACGACGAUGCAUGUUUCCGAUCAAUUUAUCGUUGCUAAAACACUGCAAGAACAAGUUUCGUCAUUCAAUAGUCAAACACAUUUGAAUACAACAAAAGUCGUCAAACGAACGAUUAAAUAUACACAUGCUCAGUAUAUAUGUCCCGAAGAGCAAUGGAAUGAACAGAUCAAUUGCUAUUUAGCGAGCAACGAUGUUUUCGUAUUGGUUGGUGAUAUGCAUACUCGACAUACAAAGGAAAUUCUUCACAAUAUGAGUAAUUUAAUUGUUCGAACUAUACAUCAAUUAUUAUAUCGUCGAUUAAUUACAAAUGAACAAUAUGGUAACAUUAUGUUUUACAACCAACGAAUCGAUUUUAAUGUGAAUCAAUUAAAUUUUACCAUAAAAAUGGAAAAUGUAACUAUCUAUCCCAUGGCUCUCGAGCAAAUGGUUCUUGAACCAAUAAUUCAAUGUUCAAAUAUAGAACCAAUGAAAGGUAUUUCAAAUCUAAUCAAUACUCUUCUUCAACCGUUAGUAACGAAAUUCUUUCGAAAUAAACAGAUUGUCGUCGCUUCUGAUGCAAUCGACAAAUGGCGUGAAUAUGCAGACAUGACUAGCAUGCCUUCGUGUUCCUAUUUUGUUACAAUUCAUCUUCGUCAUCUUCGUUCUAGUUUACCAUUUCAUUUAAUCAUUGCAUCAUUGGAACACUUUUUUCAUUAUUUUGGAUCGAUGACACAUAUCAAUGGUAUAUCAACGGCAACUAUUCUUCAGCUCACUCGUCUUCUACUUGACAAUCAAUAUUGUAUUUAUGAAAACAAAUUAUAUCGACAGACGUUCGGCUGUUCAAUAGACGCACCGUUGAUGACAACAUUGAUUGACAUCUAUAUGUUUUCUUGGCAACGUCAAUUAUUACAACGAGUAGGCCGCAACACUCAUCGAUUCUAUUGUCGAUCUCUCAAUCAUAUAUGCUUUCUUUGGCGACAAUCAAAAGAAGAAUUUUACAAAUUUUUCGAUAAAACUUAUCUAGCCAAUGCGACCUAUAGUUCCAUUGAAAUGUCCGUAUCAGUGGAUUCAAAUGAGAUACGAUUUCUCGAUGCUAUCCUUGGUCGUCAACCUGGUGAUCGAACUGGAUUCACAAGAAUCUAUACCCACGUCGCUCAUCGUUCCACCUUCGAACCCUACGCCUUACCCUACAUUUCAAAGGCAUUUGAAGAAAAAUACCAACGCUAUGCAUCAUCACUAUCGCCAUUGCUAACGUUUGCUCUACUUCGUGCCAUUCUCUAUUGUUCUGAUGUACGCGAAUUCGAAAAUGAACGUUUAUUUAUUGAAUUAUCUUUUGCUCUCAACGGCGUAUCGUUAUAUGAUAUUGAAAAGAUUAUCGAGAACUUUUUCGUACAAUUUCAUGAAAGUAGUUGGCACAUCAUGCGUACGACACAGGUCACAUACGAAGAACUCCAAUGUCGAGUGCGAGGCACACUUGAAACUCAAUUGAAAUGGUGCACGUCAAAGACAACGAAUUGA